UUAUUCACCGUCCCAUUCACUUGUUCCUCCUCCAUCUCAUUCUCCAGAGCCAAGCAGCAUUGUCCGCGAUAUUUCUCUUCUAAAAAUCUAUUAACACACAUGGCUUUCAACCAGAGACGUGCCUCGAUAACAAGCUCGUCCUCAUUUGCCGCCACUGUGAAUCCACGACGUCAAAGCUCCUGUGGAUACAUCACAGCUGGUACAGGGGGUCUGCCAUCAGUUCAUAACGCCGCCACAAACCUUAAUACCAACCAUCACCAUAACAACGCUUCCAAGCGCCAGAACGGGCUCCACAACAUGAAUCCAUUCCAAAGCUCUCAGCACCGGGAUCAAUCACUUAAGGCUCGGAUCGCUCGUACAUGUCCCCUGCUUAUACAUGGAACGCCCCGUAGAAGACGCGCCAUGUUAAUUAUGAUCUGUGCAGGAGGCAUGAUCAUUUUAAUCUAUUUUUUAUCCGUCUUGGAUAUCAAAAUCUCGCUAACCACAGUCUUCAGUCGUUCCUCAGCUUUGCAAUUACAACAACGUUCCCACGGCGAAACCAUGCCAUUAUCACAACAAAAGCCAGAACUCUCAUACAAAAACCCCGAUGGUACUGACAUGGACCCUAAAUCUAUCUUUAUGAUUCGCGAUUUUGGGUCACCUUUAUGUCUAAAGGCAUUUGAGAGGCUUGAACACACGUUACCGCAGGAAAUUAGACAAGAAAGGGAGCAGCUCCGUAACCAAGAGUGGAAGAAUCUUUCGAAACAAGACGCAUAUACCUUGUCUCUAGCCUGGAAACGCAAUCUUAAGCAGAACCUUCCAAAUUGGAAAGAAUUCAGCCAUGGAUGGGUUGGUCAAGGUGUUGUCCUAGGAGCGUUCCCAGAUAGCGACGGCAAAAAUACAACAGCCAACACAUUGCUCCAGAUCAAACUAAUUCGAAGCAUAUCUUCCAUACCAAUCGAAGUAUGGUUUGAAAGAGCAGAUGAUGUCUCCGAAGAACUACAGGAAUCGAUUGCGACCUGGGGCGCCACCAUCCGUUCGUUGGACGAUAAUGCCUCAACAGCCGUGGAUGCCAUCGUACUGAGCUCCGAUGACGAAGAUGGGACACUUAGAUCACCUAAUACGCCCAUCAGCAGCACUGACAUUCAACAAUUCAAAGCCAGAGCGGACAGGAAUCUAGGUCAGCUUCAAAAGGCGCUGACAAUAGCUGCGUUGGUCAACUCUGGAUUUGAGGAUAUCAUAUAUUUUUCACCAUCGACUUUACCAAUGCAAUCGCCUAGAGUCGUUCUCCAACAUCCUGAUUAUAUUCGAACAGGAGCUGUGUUUUGGCAGCAUCCAACGUCGUUUCCAGCAGGCGACAAUCCUCUCUGGCGCAUCAUUCAAGGCAACUGCGAUCCAGCAGUUUAUGAACAAUCCUGGAGUUCAUUUGCAUUAAGGCACAGGGAUGCAUGGAAGGGACUUUACCUGGCCUGGUAUUGGCUCACUGGCGAAGAGCACAACACAUAUGAACGGAUCUUUAGCCGAAAUGGAAACGAUCUUUUGCGUGCUGCAUGGAUUGCUGUAUCUAGACCUUACACAAUCAUCGACAAGAUGCCUCACGCUGGCCUUUUGGAUCUGUCUCGUACCAAAGGUGACGGAAUGGGCUGCAGUCUUGGAUCCACCUUAUACCCAACUCCAGGGGCUGAUGUUCUUGAUAACCCUAGAAAGUACGCCGAUGAAAUGAGUAGGCAACAGAGACUUUACCAGAAAAGUUACCGGUAUGGCGACCGUGAUGGGUUCUUCAUGGAAAAUCAAAAUAUCAUGAUGGUGGACACUGGUAUGGAUAGCUUACUAACUCAUGCUGGAUCCAACGAUCGAAGCCUCCACGAAGCUCUGGAUAGUGUAUUAACUAUACGUAGAGAUCCUACACGCUUAAUCCUUACCGAUGCAUACGCUGCGGGAUUAAAAGGCCGCGUCUGCAUAAAGAUUGCUCGCAAACUUAAAGGACACACACAUGAAUAGCUGCUUAAUGAUAAAAUUAAAG
This is a messenger RNA of Lobosporangium transversale, 2002 nucleotides long. RefSeq lists its product as hypothetical. Gene Ontology annotation, biological process: mannan biosynthetic process. Gene Ontology annotation, molecular function: alpha-1,2-mannosyltransferase activity. The transcript has a single exon. Gene Ontology annotation, cellular component: Golgi apparatus. Bases 100 to 1980 code for a protein of 626 amino acids. The record is from RefSeq and is a predicted model, not a curated record. NCBI's taxonomy places the organism in Eukaryota, Fungi, Mortierellomycota, Mortierellomycetes, Mortierellales, Mortierellaceae.